Solea senegalensis (Senegalese sole) is the source of this 2156-nucleotide messenger RNA. RefSeq names its product protein limb expression 1-like. The coding region runs from base 855 to 1895 and encodes 346 amino acids. Gene Ontology annotation, cellular component: cytoplasm. The record is from RefSeq and is a predicted model, not a curated record. NCBI's taxonomy places the organism in Eukaryota, Metazoa, Chordata, Actinopteri, Pleuronectiformes, Soleidae. The transcript is spliced from 6 exons. Gene Ontology annotation, biological process: autophagosome maturation.
GUGGGAACCUAAAUGCUCAACAACACACCCAAUACGUUUCCCAUGAAAAGGGGAUGUAUACCCAUUCGCUCGCUCUUUCACUGGGUUUUUAUUUUUUUGUAAAGCGCGGGAGACAUGUAAAAGAUGAGUGAGGGAGUGGAGAACUCGGUAGCUAAAGAAACCGCUUGUUUUUGUCAGUAUUUGGUUCAUUUAUGUGUAAGAGGCUUUGAGAGAGUGAAUGAAUUCAGACUCGGAACAAUGGCCUUUCAUAUUGAAGAGGAUGAAUGGAGCUCAGACCCUGGACUUGGUGUGUGAAGUCAAAAAUGGCCCACUCCCCCACAAGUUUUAGACACACAUGUUGGGUAACGUUGAUUCUUUACUUCCUGGGGUGGGGAAAAGGCACAUACUUGCAUACUGGACUUCUCUCUGAACAGUUCAUUAUUUUAACGUUCCUCAAGGUGGUACAUGUGGUUCAGUUUGCCAACUUACUCCAGGUCUUCAGCUAUUCAACUCUGUUCAGGGAUUAGCCAGCUGCAAGGCCUGGAAGGAGGGGCUCAGCAUUCCUGCUCUGCACCUCUGUGUGUGUGUGUGUGUAUGUGUAGAAAGAGUGGGGGGCCCUCUGAGCUAAUUGGCAGUGAGGGUGACAAAGGUGGUCUCCUUCAAAAGAGAUCCUGUUGAGAUGUUCACAUACAGAGGAGAAGGCCGAGGGAGAGGAGGAGUGCAGUGAAGGAGAGUGAUGGGGCUUUCAGAUUUCUGAGUUCAUUUCUUAGCUGUGAUGAUGAUGAUGACGCCGGUGGCCGCUGAUGUCUGGUGGACAAGCGAGAGAGGACGGACUGUGUUUCAGGACGCCAUGGACGUAGUAACCAGUGCAGAGGAUGAAUAAAGUGAACGUUGAGGAGAGCAUCAUGUCGUGCCUGUCGCAGAGCGAGACUGACAGCAUCCCCAACGACUUGAACGUGGUGGCCAUGCUCCACAACUUCUGGGAGCAGAAGCAGAAGAGUCCGCCGAGUGAUUCCUUCAGUGAGUCGGACGGUUCUGUUGGACACGCAGCUGUCCACACAGAGAGCUUACUGUUGUACGAAUCUGCUCCGUCCCCUGGUCCACCCUACGUCUGCUAUGUCACGCUUCCGGGAGGAAGCUGCUUUGGUAACUAUAAGGUGUGCGAAACUCAGGCGGAGGCUCGGAGGGACGCCGCGCGCGUGGCUCUGAUGAACUCUCUCGUGAACGAGCUGCCGUGUCGACGCAUCGACGCGCAGUUCAUCGCUCAGAGUUUGCAGCAGGCGACCGCAGACAGUGCUGUCUCAAUAGAAGAUGCCUGUGAUUCAAGCACCAGUAUAGGAACGUACAGCUUCCUCCUCCACUCCUACAUAGGAAGGACGAUGCUGGAGUUCCAGGAGAUGAUGACAGUUUUCCAGCUGUUGCACUGGAACGGGACGCUGAAAGCACUGAGGAAGAAAAAGUAUUCUCGAAAGAGUGUAAUCGCCUACUACUCUCAGCGAGGCCUCGACGAGUACAUGCGCAGCAGCAUGGCUCUGGAUUGGCUCGUACGGGAACAGAGGACGCCGGGUCAGCUCGGGGAGGAGCUGCAGGUGGCGCAGAGGGAGCUGGUGCUGGCCAGGCGUCAGGGCGUGGAGCUGCGAUACCACAAGGAAAAGACGGAGAUCCUCUCCCUGGCUCUGAGUCAAGCGUACAUGCACGCACCUGAGGCGCCGAGCCAGACGCAGAGUCACACUCACAAACAUGCACAACUUCCUUUACACACGUUCCACAGCCAGAAAACAGAGGUCCGGAUUACACCACCCUGCACCCCGUCACCGACCCUCCGUAAAAACACAGAAUGUCAAACCUCUGGCAAACACAUGGCCUCCAACAAUCCUUCCCCCUGCUCACAGCACACAUAUGGACACGAAGACUGAAGCAGCAUCAAGUACAGAAUUAAAAAUAAAUGGACUACAAAAGGUACACAUACUGAGACAUGAUAAACACGGCUUGGUGGUACUUUCCUGCAUUUUUAUAUACUUUAUUUCGACGUUUAUUGAUUAAUUUCUGUAUUUUUACAUGUUUUUUCAUUGUAUUUCUGUGUCUGUAUGUUAAGGUAUCAGGUACAAAAUGUCUGCUAAUGUUACACCGGCACUAACACUAAAAAAUAAUAAAAGCAAAGAAGGUUCAACGUGUCA